AGGAAGGAAAGAAAAAGGCAGGUGCAGACAUUCACGCAUCGUCUGCUUUAUUUUUGGAGGUUUUCCUCGUCCUUCCUCGGGACUCACAUUGCGGCAGCGUUGCUUUGCCUCUUCACAUCUCCGGUCAAUUGUCGAUUCCUUUUUUUCCCAGAACCAAUACUACGAAACUUCUCUCGCUGGAGCAGCCAUGACGAAAGGAAAAGGCCGUAACCCAGGAGCCAGCGGCUUGGACAAGCACCUGAAGCGCAAGACGCAUCAGGAGCGCUCGCAGCCGAAAAACCGUGAGCACCUUGGCCAGUUGGAGAAGCACAAAGAUCACGUCCUCCGAGCCAAGAAGCGUAAGGUCAAGGUGCGCCGCCUGCACGACAUCAAGCGCGCCGCCGCCCAGCGCAAUCCCGAUGAGUUCCACAUUGGCAUGACGAAGGCGGUCAUGGACGUCGCCAGCGGUCGCAUGAAGAAGCGGAAGGAGCGGCUGGUGGAGUCGGACCGCAAGAAGGACAUGCAGAAAGCGGUGGAGCACAACCGCCGCAACGUGCAGUACCUGGAGUUUAAAGCACAAGCCGAUCAGCAGCGUGCGACCGAGCUGCUCCACGAGGAGGCCGCCGCCGCCCUCACAUCCUCCGCGCCGCAGAACAAACACGUUGUCUUUGUUGACACGGAGGAGGACUUUCGCCACUUCAACCCUCUGAAGCACUUUGACGCGACGCCCGAGAUGAUGAAGCAGCACCCCGCCGUGCGUGGCAAGGUUAGCGUGCUGGAGAAGACGGUCAUGCCGGAAGAAAUUCUGAUGAGUGGGGGCCAUCAGGUGAAGUCGGCCGCGCAGAAGCGGAAAGAGCGGCGUGAGGUCCAGAGGAAAAUGCAACGUAGCGGGGCAGACGCCACGGAGGAGACGCGGGCGGCAUUUGUCGAGCGCUUGCGCGCCAAGAAGGAGCUGAAGCAGUACCGCUUCACGGAUUUGUUGGAGGAGGUGAACAAGGAGGGCAGCGGUGGUGCGUCCUUGUCUUCGUCGAAGGGCGCCACUGGGGGCGAUGGGGAGGAGGAGGCUGCGGCGCAGGACGAGGUGACGCGGCUGCUGGAGUGGCGCCGUGAGCAGGAGCGGGAAGCGGCGGCGGCGACAGCGCGGCGUGUGCGGGAAGUAGGACAGCGGAUGCAGCGCAGCAAAAGCUUGACGGCGUUGGCCAAGAGCAUUCGCCAUCAAUCGCAGGGGAUCAAGCGACAGAUGGAGCAGAAGCGGGAGAGCCGCUUCAAGCACGGCGCCACCCGGCGAGCGCGGUGA
Messenger RNA from Leptomonas pyrrhocoris, 1276 nucleotides. RefSeq names its product putative U3 snoRNA-associated protein UTP11. NCBI's taxonomy places the organism in Eukaryota, Euglenozoa, Kinetoplastea, Trypanosomatida, Trypanosomatidae. Bases 188 to 1276 code for a protein of 362 amino acids. The record is from RefSeq and is a predicted model, not a curated record. Gene Ontology annotation, biological process: rRNA processing. Gene Ontology annotation, cellular component: nucleolus; small-subunit processome. The transcript has a single exon.